AUGGCUGUGGCGAACUCUUCCGAAGCUUCUUUCCGAAGGAAUUCCUCCGACGUUUCCACCAGGAAUGGAUCAACAGUGGCAGAAAGGCCAGCUCCUUACACCAAUGUGAUCAUGCCCAGUUUGUUUGGCAUCAUUUGUUUCCUUGGCAUUGUCGGGAAUCUUAUUGUUCUCUACACCAUUAUCAAGAAGAAGAAGCUGAGGUGCAAACAGACCGUGCCUGAUAUCUUCAUCUUCAAUCUCUCCCUUGUGGACUUGCUCUUCCUGCUAGGCAUGCCCUUCCUCAUCCAUCAGCUCCUGGGCAAUGGCGCCUGGUACUUUGGAGCACCAUUAUGCACUAUCAUCACCGCCCUGGACACCAACAGCCAGAUCACCAGCACCAAUAUCCUAACAGUCAUGACCCUGGAUCGUUACCUGGCAACCGUUUAUCCCCUGAAGUCUACUUACAUCCGGACGCCAUAUGUAGCAGCCUUGGUCAUUGGCUUGGUGUGGCUCCUUUCUUUUCUGACCAUCAUCCCUGUCUGGAUGUACGCUGGGGUGAUGCCAUUGGAGGAUGGGAGUGUCCGAUGUGCUCUUCUGCUGCCCAACCCUGAGACGGAUAUCUACUGGUUCACCAUUUACCAGUUCAUGCUAGCCUUUGCUAUUCCCCUGUUCAUCAUCUGUGUGGUCUACUUCAAGAUCCUCCAGCAUAUGGCCACCACCGUUGUGCCUCUACCCCAGAGGAGUCUCCGGGUCCGUACAAAGAAGGUCACCCGAAUGGCUGUUGCCAUCUGCUCUGCCUUCUUCAUUUGUUGGGCCCCCUUCUACAUCCUGCAGCUGGUGCAUCUUGGGAUAGACACUCCUUCCGUUGCUUUCUUCUACGCCUACAACUUUGCCAUUAGUUUGGGCUACGCCAAUAGUUGCCUCAACCCUUUCCUCUACAUUGCCUUGAGUGAGACCUUCAAGCGUCAGUUCAUGGUGGCUAUUUGCCCAGCCAAACAGCAGUUUCGUGUCAAUAACAACCACAGCACAACAGAGGCCAGUGUGUGCCUGAAGCUUGCACAGGAAUCUACCCAACAGACUCAGUUUUUGGAGGACUUUUCUCCCAACUCACUGCCUGUGGCAGUUGCUCUUCACUAGCUCUCCUUCUCCAAGGGCUUGAUAAACCUGGCCAUACAGGACCAUGAUAUGUUGACUUGUACAGAACCCUCACGUAAUGCUGGCUUUGUGAAAUGAUCAGCCAGCCAACAGCACUUUUAGGCAAUGCAAGGUGUUACAGGAGUACUUAAAAUUAUGCACAAUUGCUCCUUCUGAUAGAUGGUGAGAUGUGAGAAACACAGCAUAAUAUGAAAUACUGCAAAGGGAAGAAGUGUGCAACCUAGUUUCUAAGAAACCUAAGGCUGAGACUGCAAAAAUCAUCAUGAUGAAACUAACUUACAAAUGACAGAUGAAGGGCUGAAGCAUCAGACAGACAAGAGGGUGUAGGGCAUGAAAUCCUGAGAUACCAAACCAGACUAGCUUCCAAUGAGUUAAGCCAUUUCUGUCUAAUGCUGGGUAACACGGGUGAUGGGGAAAAGCAUUGGGCUCAACCAAUCAAGCACAGAUGAAAAACAAAUGGAAAUGUAUGAAUAGUUUCUUCUCCUUGUGGUGCCAUAAACACAAAGAAGCAAUGUAGUACUUCCAGCAGUGGAAUGCCACCUAUGGUGUUCAUUAUCCGGAGAGGCACCAAAACAGGGAUUUGAGUUAACAUAAUAAAGAGAACGGAUGGAACAGGAGGAGGCAUUGGAGACUCUGGAAGCAGCAUCUGUAGUUUUUUUAGAGUCACACUCUGAAAUAUAUGGAUGAUAAACACCCAAAUGCAGGUCUCUCUAGGACUCAUUCUAGAGAGUCACUUAUUACGCAUAGUGCAGGAUGCAUCACAUUCUAGACAACUUUUCCCAGCAAGUGACGUAGGAAAUCAGCACUUCCUGGCCUCUGCCUCUGAUGUAGCUGUUGCAGGACUCUGUCCAGGAAGAGGUAGAUGCCUCCCCUGCCAUCAGGUGUAUUUACCUGCAAAGAAGGCUUGGCACUCAUAUAAUAGGCUGGCUUGAAAAUAUUAGGGCUCCUGUAUUUUUGAUAGGAGUCGUCAAGAAGGAAAACGUCAACAGUUUGUUUUGUCACAGUGAUGUAGGACUUUGAAAGAAAAAUGUGUCCUGUGUUAUGUGCUGUCAGCCAGCUCCCAGCUUCCUGUGAGCCUAAUAUGGUUUCCAAAGUUUGUGGUAUAUUUGUAUAGUGCUCUUACGAAUGUUAGACCUCAAAGAGUUUGCAUGGUUGAUUGGGGAUUUGAACCGAGGUCUUCUGAGUCCUAGUCCAAAACUCUAUCCCCUACAGCAGACUGACUUUUUAUUUAAAGGCACAUAUCAACAUUUUGUCAUUUAUACAAAGAUUGGGUAUCCUUAUUCUACAUCACGCCAACAAAACGUUAAAAGUUAAAACAACAGCUAAUAUGAAACAACCAGGGAGGAAAAAAAAAGGAGGAUUAUACACAAAUUAGCAGAUAUGGGUCUGUGUGGGGAAGAAAGGCCAUGUCACUCAAUCAGUCUUUCUUUUACCACAGUGUGGUUUCAUGAAACUCUUUCUGGUUUUGUGAAGUCUAAUUAUGGUAAAUGAAGGGGGAUCGAACCCUUCAGCUUUUGGAGGCCAUCGUGGUGCUUUGAAAAAAAAGGAACUUUUAAGUAAGGGGAUUGUCGGACCAAUUUGCCACACUGGAUGAGGGUGGCCAGUUUUCAGUAACAGCUAUGGCUGUGCCUUUAAUAACAGAGAGAGCUCCACGUGGCGUUGUGGGUAAGAGUGUUACAUUGGAACAUGGGAUAUCCAGUUUGUCAUCUCCUUCUGAGCAAGAAGUGUGCUGGGCAUACCCAUGAGGCCAUCCCUUUCUCUCUGCCUGACCGACCUCAGAAGGUUUUUAUGAGAACAAAGUGGGGAGUAAGGAGACCCAUAGAUGCUGCAUUGAGGGCACAGGGAGGGUAAGGGAGGAAUGCAAAUGUUGCUAAAAAAUAAAUUGCUUCAAGUUCAGAAAUUCUCAGCUAAAGCUUUCUGCACCACAGAGAUUAAAAGUUACUAACAGUUGCAAAUUUACCACCAGUUAAAAGCACGGGAGGUGAUGGUAAUGAAAAAAUGACAACCUUGUGCCCAAUAUCUGUGCAAUGCUGUAAUCUGGUGACAACUUGUCCAACAGGCAGGAGCAGCACAGAUGCCACAGUCUGAAUGAAUGCUGCCCCAGAGGUAGGUAUGCAACAGAUGUAUGCACCUCUUUCUGCUGAUAUUUCUCUGUUCCUCUAU
Molecule: messenger RNA, 3297 nt
Organism: Pogona vitticeps (central bearded dragon)
Lineage: Eukaryota; Metazoa; Chordata; Lepidosauria; Squamata; Agamidae
Product: melanin-concentrating hormone receptor 1
Biological process (GO): neuropeptide signaling pathway
Cellular component (GO): neuron projection; plasma membrane
Molecular function (GO): melanin-concentrating hormone receptor activity; neuropeptide binding
Source: RefSeq, a predicted model, not a curated record